Molecule: messenger RNA, 545 nt
Organism: Durusdinium trenchii
Lineage: Eukaryota; Dinophyceae; Suessiales; Symbiodiniaceae
Source: the annotation of a GenBank genome assembly
AUGUCUACUACACCCACCCUGAGCCAAAGGCUGAAGGCUUUGCGCGCAGGUGAGCCCAAAGACAUUGUUCACGACUGGGAUUUUUGUCACCUUAGCCUUCAGCAGCUUGCAGAGACCAAGUUGGGUUUUGGCAAAACCCAUGCAACUAAAACCUUCGAGACUGUUUGGCUGAAUCGUCCAGCCUAUGUGCAGUGGUUUCUGGAUCACGAGUCCAUGUUGUCAAAAAAGCAGCAGCACCGCAUGUUCCUCCACUACUGUGAAUGCAUGAUCGAUCAUGCAGAGCUUCGGGGAACCAAAGUUCCAGCUCAAAGCCAGGGCACUGUGGCUGAAGAGUUUGCUGUGUUGGACACUGCGGAGCUUGAUGUGUGGGACACUGUGGACGCGGAGUUGAUGGAUCCGGCAAAGCUUCAGGAAACCAAAGUUCCAGCGCAAAGCCAGGGCAUUUUAGCCGAAGAGCUUGAUUUGAAAGCGAUCCUGAAGCGUGUUGAGGACUUGGAAGCUAAAGUGGUGCAGUUGGGGAAGGCCUUGAACUUGGCGACCGCCAA